CGUCAAUUGAGAAGAAAACUUUCCUGUCAACGAUGUGGCUUUACGCAGCAGCAAUUGCCGGCUACAUCGGUAUAUUUGCUGGUAGUACUCCGUACGGUUGGAGUUCUCCAGUUCUACCUCUGUACGAUGAAGAAAAUUCACCAUUAACCAUCACGGAGGACGAGGGUGCCUGGAUAGCCUCAGCCUUCAUGCUGGGUAACGCGAUAGGUCCUCUGAUGUCACUGGUGAUAUCCCACCUGACAGGAAGAAAAACACUGCUGAUAGCAGCAAGUCUUCCCUGGUUUAUUGGCUGGACGAUGAUAAUAUUCGCUCGUUCUCCAUGGGAACUAUUUGUUUCAAGGAUCAUCUCGGGGACAGGUACAGGUGCGAGUUUCUCAGUUCUACCGAUGUACCUGGGUGAAAUAGCACCAGCAAAUAUUCGUGGAAUCUUGCUCACCAUGAUAACCAUGUCCCAGCGAUUAGCGAUUCUCUUCGCGUACGCGAUUUAUCCAUUCGUCUCGAUCCAGACGAGUGCUCUGAUAUCGCUAGUACUUCCGGUUCCCUUCGUCUGCUGCUUCAUGUGGCUGCCAGAGUCUCCUUAUUAUUUGAUUCGCUGUGGACGUCAUGAAGAGGCCGCUGAAUCACUAGCUGCCCUUCGGGGAACUGCCAAUGUCCAGACGGAGCUGCAGACCAUCAAGAAAUCCGUGAAGGUGGAGAUGGCCAGCAGUGGUGGACUUCGGGAGCUCUUCUGCGUCCCUGGAAACUGCAAAUCCAUGAACAUCGGUCUUGUUCUCCGGUUGUUCCAGCAGUGCUCUGGUAAUCAGGCAAUCAUGAUGUACACUCAGACGAUAUUUGAUCAAGCUAAUGUUGGAUUGGAAGGAAAAUACUUGGCGAUUAUCAUGGGAGUUAUCCAGGUACUUGGAACUCUACUCUGCACUUGGUUCGUUGAUCGUCAGGGUCGACGACCUGCUCUACUCUUCUCAGCAAUUGGCACCAUGAUAUCGACUAGUGCUGUCGCUAUUUACUUUCAUCUCCAGUACUUCAAUGUCAGCACUGAUUCCAUCGAAUGGCUACCCGCCACUGGAUGCAUGAUGUAUGUCGUAUUUUUUUGCUGUGGAUAUGCACCACUGCCAACGACAAUGAAUGGCGAACUCUUUUCAACGAAUGUUAAGUCACUUGGGUGUGCCAUUAAUGUGUCGUUUGCCAAUUUCGUUGGAUUCCUUGUCGGAAAGUCUUAUCAGGUCGUCAGUCAGUCUAUCGGGGUUUAUGUCGCUUUCUGGAUUUUUACGAUUGCCAAUUUUUGGGGGAGCAUUUUUAUUUACUUCUGGAUACCCGAGACCAAAGGGAAAACUCUACAAGAAAUUCAAGAGGAGUUGCAUCAUAAGAAGGGACAGAAUGUUGUGACGUCUUUGUAGAGUUUAUCUUUCAAAUUUUGUUCUCCACUAGCGCAAAUGGCGCAUUUCGCGCGCCUGAUCUCGCCCAUAUGGGAUGUUGUCAUUUGACAUCUAAAAUCCUAAUCUUCAAAGAAUUUUGAAUAUCUAAAAAAAUUACCCAUAAUUUAUGUUUUUUUCUUUAAUUAAAGUCAAGUGAUAAAUACAAUAUUUUUUUUUAUGCUAGACAAAUCGUUAUUUUAGGGCUUUUGGGGCAAGAGAAUUCCCACCCCCUAAAAGGGGUUUUUCCUUCUCCCUUGGUAAUUAAUGGAGAUUUUUCUGAUAUCUCAGCUUCCCGUACUCGUAUGAGCGAUUUAUCUCUCCGUCUUACACGCCAUUGAUGAUUAUUUUUAAAGUAAUAUUGUUUACGAUUUAAAUAGUUUAUGCCAUUUUUUAAUUGUCCCUUAAUUAAAAACAAAUGAUGAAACGAUCGAGUGCGUUUCCGAUUGCUUACACAGAAAAAGAUAAAACUAUCAUUGAGUUCUAUUUGCAAAUAGAGUUUUAUGAUUAAAUCAAUCAUCAUCUCACAUUUCACUAGUGAUUUAUAAUUUCGCUAAUGAGAGGUAAUGAGAGGCAAGUGAAUGGAUAUGAAAUCCCGUAUGAAUACUCCCGGUACUCUGUAAUUUCUCAAUGUCAGUACUCAUCCCUCAAGAAACUUUCCCAUCCUUUUCAUCAAUGACUAAUCCUGUGCAGCAGAAAGCGGAAAAUUUAAUUAUAACAUUAAAAAACAAAUUGAAAGUAUAGACACAUAAUUUUAUACAUAAUCCUGACGCCCCUAGUAUUGAUUGGAAUUUAUGAAUGAGUUGAUCUCACGUAAUGCAAGUGAAAUUCAUUAAUAUUCAUUUAAUAAUGGAAGUACCUUCGUAAUAAUCAAUUGUAUGCUGUACUUUAUUUUUUCUAGUGGAGUAAUACUAAUGAAAAGUCCUCUAAUGAGGGAAUGAAUUAAUGAGGAGAAUUCGUUGAAUAGAACAGUAAAUAUCGUUAGUAAUUAUCCGUUAAAAAUUAUUGAACUAGUUACCCAUUAAGUUUGUGCUGGUUGACAACCAAAUUUUCAUAAUCCCCAGAGUUUUCUCUAAUUCCCUCUCGGGUUAUCGUAAUUCCGCGAAAAGCGUGGGCGAGUGAAUCGUAUUGAUGAUGAAAAUCACGUCCCACAUUUAUCUAUUUAUGUUAAAUUGCGUACGAAUUCAGAAAAUAUUAAACAUGUCAUGCACAAAUAUGAUUUUUUUCA
Messenger RNA from Fopius arisanus, 2637 nucleotides. RefSeq names its product facilitated trehalose transporter Tret1. Gene Ontology annotation, biological process: transmembrane transport. Gene Ontology annotation, cellular component: membrane. Lineage: Eukaryota; Metazoa; Arthropoda; Insecta; Hymenoptera; Braconidae. Gene Ontology annotation, molecular function: transmembrane transporter activity. Bases 33 to 1394 code for a protein of 453 amino acids. The record is from RefSeq and is a predicted model, not a curated record. The transcript is spliced from 3 exons.